AUGUUGCGAACCGUCCUUGGCAGUGCCAGGAGGGCACCUUGCGCCUCAAUGCCAACGCGUCGGUGGUUUGCUGUCUCAGCAGCAACGUUCCGGCCAUCGCUCGACACUGUCGCCCCCACUACAACGACCAACCCGCCGCCCCCGCCGUCUGCUGCUACGCCAAAGAAAGCGGGCAAGGGAGAAGGCACGAUUGCGUCUGUCUUUGCCACGCUGUCCGGCGGCACGCUCGAAGACGCCCUGCCCGAUCGAUUCGCGACACUCAAGCAGUCGCUGGUCGAAUCGCCAGCGCACGCUGAGCACCUAGAACGCACGUGGCGCAGUGUGCUCGCUGCGCUCUCUGCGCGUGUCGAGGAAACGACGCGGUUGGGCGGGAGGUGUAUCCCUGAAGUCGAAUUCCCUGCCGGUGCCGAGGGUGCCGAGGGUGGUGGGGAGGUGGGGGGUGUGCACGAGUGGACAGAUGCAGCGACGUUCGAAGCGAUCAAGGACCGCGGAGUGGCCGUGAUCCGCAAUGUGAUCCCGCAGCAGCAGGUGCUGGCGUGGAAGGACGACAUCCGCGCCUACGCUCGCCACAACAACGCCAAGGGCUUUCCCGAAGACAACCCGCAGGUGUAUGAGCUCUACUGGACACGCGCGCAGCUCGCUGCUCGAUCGCACCCGAACCUGCUCACCACCAGCCAGCGCUUCCUGCAGCUCUUCCACCGCCCGGCACCCUCUGCCUCCCACACUUCCGAAGAAGAGGCCGACGUGGAAAGGGCAUGUUCGCUCGCGCACCCGCUGGCGUAUGUCGACCGGCUGCGCAUCCGGCAGCCAGGGGAUGCGCAGUUUGCGCUCGGUCCACACAUCGAUGGCGGCGGGGUGGAGAGGUGGGAGUGCGACCAGUUCCGCGCGCUCUGGCACCACAUUCUCGCCGACGGCGCACAAUGGGAAGCGCAUGAUCCAUGGUCCCUCGGUGCGCACGGGGAACGCAUGACAGCACGGACAGAUAUGUACGACGGGCCGGGGCAGUGCGGAGUGUUCCGGCCGCUGCAGGGGUGGCUCUCCAUGUCCUCAACCCGCGUGGGCGAGGGGACACUCAAAGUUCUGCCGUUCCUGCGCGAGUCAACAGCGUACAUCGUGCUGCGGCCGUUGUUCCGUGCACUCAAACCGCCCGCCUCCUGCGCCUCGCAAGCGGAAUACCUCGCACCAGACAACUGGACACUGGACCCCACUUCGCGCAGCUUCCCCGGCUGCUCGCUCGGCCACAACAUCGAACUCAGCGCCACAACCCACCCGCACCUGCACCUCGACCAGACCAUGGUCAGCAUCCCGCGUGUCGAGCCCGGCGACAUGGUCCUCUGGCACUGCGACGCGGUGCAUUCCGUCGAAGCCCGCCAUGCGGGACAGGCCGACAGCAGCGUCCUGUACAUCCCCGCCAUCCCCACGACAAAGGUCAACUGGCAGUAUGUCAUGCUCCAGCGCAAAUGCUUCGAGCGCGGUGUGCCCCCGCCCGAUUUCCCCGGCGGCACCGGCGAGAGCACGUUCCAGGGCAGAGCCACCCCAGACAUGGUCCAGGGCACGCAGGCCAGACUCAGCCUGGGCCUCGAGAGGUUUCCUCUCGCGCGAGGCGAGCCCCAGGCGGAGACCAGGCUGCUCGAGUGGUGCAAUGCUCAGCUUUGA
Messenger RNA from Sporisorium graminicola, 1656 nucleotides. RefSeq lists its product as uncharacterized. Lineage: Eukaryota; Fungi; Basidiomycota; Ustilaginomycetes; Ustilaginales; Ustilaginaceae. The record is from RefSeq and is a predicted model, not a curated record. The transcript has a single exon. Bases 1 to 1656 code for a protein of 551 amino acids.